Messenger RNA from Haplochromis burtoni (Burton's mouthbrooder), 1249 nucleotides. It is a transcript of the gene ndufa10, whose product is annotated as NADH:ubiquinone oxidoreductase subunit A10. NCBI's taxonomy places the organism in Eukaryota, Metazoa, Chordata, Actinopteri, Cichliformes, Cichlidae. The transcript has 10 exons. Bases 87 to 1154 code for a protein of 355 amino acids. Gene Ontology annotation, biological process: mitochondrial electron transport, NADH to ubiquinone. Gene Ontology annotation, cellular component: cytoplasm. The record is from RefSeq and is a predicted model, not a curated record.
GAGGCCUCGCGUGUGUGACGUAUAAUUCCGUCGCCGGGCUGCGAAGACUUUCGGGUCAGCUCGGAGGGUUUGUGCAGCAGGUUAUCAUGGCCCUGAGGACAGUUCGGCUGCUUAUCCCGGCGAGAGCAGCUGCUUUCAGGGUAGUGACCGCGGCGCAGAAGGCCAGCGUUCAUACAAGCUCGGUGAGAAGCCUGCGAUAUGGCUGGUGGGCCUACGCUCUGGGGGAGAGGACCACGCCACGCUUAAAGCAGUACAGCAAAGUCAUCUCUGUGGAUGGCAACCUGGCCUCGGGGAAAGGAGCGCUGGCCCAGAAACUGGCCGACAAACUGGGGAUGCUGUACAUGCCUGAGCCUGACACUUUCUACCUGGACAAGAUGACCGGGGAGAAGGAGCCACUCCCCGUCGACUUUAAUGGGAUGUGCAGCCUGGAGAAGUUCUACACAGACCCCAAAGCUGCAGAUGGAAACAGCUACAGGCUGCAGCUGUGGAUGUACAACAUGAGGCUGCUCCAGUACUCUGAUGCCAUCGAACACCUGCUCACCACAGGUCAGGGAGUGGUCCUGGAGCGCUCCCCCUUCAGUGAUGUGGUCUUCCUGGAGGCCAUGUUCAAACAGGGCUACAUUAGGAAGGAGUGUGUGCAGCACUACAACGAGAUCAAAGACAUUAGCAUCUGUGAGUUCCUGCCUCCACACCUCGUCAUCUAUGUGGACCUGCCAGCUGAGGAGGUGCAGAAGAAGCUGAAGCAGAGCGCCAAGUCCUACCUUCAAAAUGUGCCUCUGCCAUAUCUGAAGAGCAUCGAGGAGGGCUACAAGAAGACGUUUCUCCCCAAAAUCAGUGAGACGUCAGAGCUGCUGGCUUAUGAUGCAACCCAGGCUCAAGAUGUUGAAAGGGUGGCAGAAGACAUUGAAUAUUUGAAGUUUGAAAAGGGGCCGUGGGUGGAGCAGGAUGAUGUCAGCUACCACCACAUGAGGAUGCUUGUGGAAGAUAAACAGAGGGUGGCAACCCUGACCCACAUACCCAGGUUCCUGCCAGAGAUAACCAUCGGAGCACACGACUACGAUCAAAAAUACUACGCCUAUAAGUCGAUCCCUGGGAAGAAGUACGCCCGUGGAUAUAACGCUGAUGUUGGAGAUAAAUACAUCUGGCUGAAGUGAACUUUCCACUCUCAUCGUCGAAUCAGCCCACUGAACUCACUGUCUUCUAAUGUACAUCCCAAAAUAUGUAUGUAUUAAAAUAGAUUCUGACUGAG